CUGUUAGUCAUGCAAUAAUUCUAAGUCUCUAAAAAUAAACAAAUAGGUAUCCUGUUUCUGAAUAUAAAAUAGCUAAUCCUACACAAUUAUACAAUUAAUUCUAAGUUCGUUCACCCUUCAACAAUGUUGAGAAUAAGAGUUUAAUGCAAAAGACAGCCAGUGAUAUGGAAAUGAUCAAUAAACCAGUGGCACCAACUAAACAAUUGACACAUUAAUAAACUCCAAAUGCAUCAGAAUACAAAAUAUAAUUCAAAGUAGGAGGAGGAAGAUAACCAUAAAAAGAGGAUUCCAAUCAAUUCAAUUCUUAAACUGCUCCUUUUAUUCCCAUGAGUCCUCAAUAAAGACAUGAGAAUGCUUAAAUAUUACAAUCUCCUCAAAAUCGUUAACCAUAUUUACUUUCACCUUAACAUCAGCUGUAAUCUCCUUAAAUUUAAUUCUAAUCUCCCAAUACUAGAGAUUAGAAAUAAUAGCAAUUCUUUUCAUAAGCCCCGUAAGUACCACUACAACAAUAACCUAAACAAAUUGCUCAUUCUUCUUCCUUUGUUUAACCUACUUUGUUUUAAUAAAAUUCAUAAAAAGUUGUCAAUUAUACCAAUACAUUUGCUCUGUAAGAAGAGCUUAAAUUUUUAUAAUAACAAAGUAUUAAGAUGACUUAAGAAAUUUAAAAAUUAGAAUCUGAAGCUUAGAGAGUUUAAUCAGUACAAUUAAUUAAAGAACUGGAAGAUAAAAUAAAAUUACUUAAUUAGAUGAAUAAAUAAUUGCAGCUUGAUAAUUCACAGUUAAUCAAAGUACCUGAUGUAUUGGCAUUAAGAGAUCUAAUUGUCAAAUAUUAAAAUGAUCGAAAAAUGGCCUAUAAUCAAUUAGCUGUUUUAAAGACUGAAAUCUAAAAUUAUAAAGUACGUUGCUAAGAAUUAGAAGGAAAGAUCUAGAAUGAUACCUCAUAAGAAUUGAACGAUUUGGUUUAGGAGUUAGAAAAUAAAGUCUAAAAUUUGAUUUUAGAAAAUGAUAGAAUAAAUUUAGAAUUAAAAAAUGGGAAUAAUCUUGCUAAUACUAUUCAGAAACAAAAGCACGAAAAUGAUAUUGUCAAGGAGAAAUUGAUUAAAAGCAGAAAGGAGGAAGAAAUCUUAAAAUAAUCAUGUUAAAAGGAAGAAUUCAAGUUGAAAUUAUAUGAAGAGUGUUUUGAUAAACUGAAAUUACUUCAAGAUGAAAAUAGAAGAUUAUCACAAAUUUUAAAUGAGUAAGAUUUGACAGAAAAUGAUUUAAUUAGUCUUUAAGAAAAGGUAUUAAAAUAAUAUAGAUUUAAUAGAUAUAAGUAAUAAGGUAAGAUAAUGAAAGAAUGAUGAGAUAACUAAAGAAUAAAUAAUAAUUAUGA
Messenger RNA from Paramecium sonneborni, 1372 nucleotides. NCBI's taxonomy places the organism in Eukaryota, Ciliophora, Oligohymenophorea, Peniculida, Parameciidae. The record is from the annotation of a GenBank genome assembly.